GUCUAUAAAAUGAGAUGUAGCUUUCCUCUGACAGUUCACAAGCAAGAGCAGGAGGGGAGGCAGCUUCCAAAAACGUUCUCCCAUCAACAUCGACCCAUCAGUGUUGGACAAGAUAUCAGUCACCAAGAUGCUGACCCUCUGGGCCCUGGUCUUCACGCUGACUGUCCAGGCAAGAGAACUUGACCUGCAGAAUCCAUCUUUGCUGCUGAGAAAUCUCCCUCAAUUAGCCCUUGAGGUCACCAAAAAAGCCCCUCUCGAUCUGCCACCCGGACCACUGUUCAGAAGUGCCCCAAAAGAUUCUCCAUCUAAGAAACAUCCAACUAGGACCCCAGGGGGCAGGUGUCUACCAGUGGCCAGGUACUUCAUGUCUAGCAGCAAACUCGAAGAAUAUCUGAACGCCACGCUGCCCCCACAGAUCGAGAAGAUGCUGAUGUGUGAGGAGAUAGAUCUAGCUGGUGUGCUUGGGACAGUGAUAUCUACAUUGUCUAACUCCAACCUACUGUCUGUGUUAGACCUCACUUCAUCCCUCAACAUACCUGGAAGUGAUGUUCUUGGUGGUAUCCUGGGCAAGGAAAGUGGUGGCCAGUCCCCAAAGCUCCCACUGUCACUGCUCUCAACAGCCACUGAUGCCCUCAAUAUCCAAGAGACUCUGGGCAGACUACUACCCACUGGUGCAGAGAAGAAUCCUGUAAAAGGACUUGUCAACACCCUUGACCUCCCAAAUCUCCCCCAGCCUCUGAAUGAUAUCGUUAACCAAGCCGGCAAGCUCACAGAAUCCACCGAGGGUGUGCUGAACAGUCUAGUGCCAGUAGGUGUUAGUGAUGCAGUCACAGGCCUGCUGAGAAAUGCUGACCUAGCAGAACUCUUACUGGGAUUAAAUGUUCAAGAAGUGACUGUGGAGAGUAUGACAUCAACCAUGACAGGUGAUGGGAUCCUCGUCUCUACCACAACUACCGCCUUCGUAGGUGGAAAAGGCCUAGCAGGACCUGUAGUCAGCCUACUGGGAUAUCAAGUACACAGCGAUAUAACUCUGAAAAUUGGCAUUUCCACGAACAAUACCCAAUGCAUCAACCUCCAAGUCCAGGACAAGGACAUCAAGUUCAAGAAAGUGACCCUUCAAGUAGUGGAAACGGUCACAAAUACUUUGCCAGUGCCUCUGCCUUUGGACCAAAUCGUUUCUCAAGUGUUGACAGUAGCUAUGAAAGAGAAGCUUCAAGAAGUAGAAUCGUGUGACAUUGAUCUCAGUGAUUUCAGCAAAUGCAAGAACUCUACUGACUUGUUCAAGUACAACAUUAAAAGUUCCAGGACUUCUGCACAAGGUCUUUCAGUCUUCUACUGUGCUAAAGCCUUCUUUAACAAAUAUAUAGUCCCUGUACCUGGAAGUCCCCUUCCACCAGAUCCUAGAAAUGCCAACAUUUCCCUAACUCUGUCCCAUAAAUUGCUCACCGUUAUCAUCACACUGAGUGUCAAGCAGAGCUCCACCAAGAUGAAUAACCUGGCUGCAAGCAUCACCAAAAUAGCCUACUUCUUCAAGUCAGGCAACCAACUCCAAGUCACCUUGUGGAUUACCGUGGAAAAGGAUGGUGAGAAUUUUACUACCGUGGAAAGGACCUCAAUCAUCUCCCAUGACAGCAAGAUUUCAAAAGACAAAUUGAUACCAGACUUCAAGAUUAUGAGCUCUGAAGACAAGGUGACACCCUCUGAGGCUGAAGCAGAAGUGCAAGAUAUAUUGCUUGAGGUUCUGAAGAAAUUUUUGUCUGCCCUUAAUGAACUGACAAGUGCAUGGAAUGUUCCUCCAGGACUAACCUCAAAUCCUCUAACCAAUGCCAAGGUUAAAGUACUUAAAUUGAACGAUCUUCAGGCAGCAAACUAACCCAGCACUUGAUGCCAGAGAAUUUUCCAGAAUGAAAGCAUUCUAAAACUUCUCUAAGAAAUAUUGAGCCAAGGACAUCCUUAUUUAUCAUUAAGGAGCCACGUAGAAUAGUGUUCUGAACAUGUCAACUAUUCUUUGGAAUCUCACCAACAAUACCUUGAAUUAACAAGCGCAAGAAAAUCAAGAAUCCAGGGAUUUUUGGUAUUCUGUAAUCAUUUCUUUAAUAAUUAACCUGUUUUCGUGCAAAAAAAAAUGACUUGUCUUCAAUUCAUACAAAUAGGAAUUUCGUCUUAUGCUUAGAAUUAGUAAAAGAACUACUUACCAGGAACAUAAAAGUUAACGGUAUGAAUGAUGAGGCAACAAAACGCAGACUUCAUUUAUCUAGUGCACUAAGGGACAAUACUGACAAUGACUUUUCUUCCUGUAUCUCUGCCCUCCCCUCUCCAACUCCAAAUGCUUUUUUUGACUAAUGGCCCAACAUGAAAAUUACACAGGGGCUAGAAUCCAACUUCCCCCAUCAUCACAUGCUAAACAGUGAGAGGCACAGUCCAAAUGCUAAAAGUUGG
Messenger RNA from Neofelis nebulosa (Clouded leopard), 2439 nucleotides. Its product is annotated as vomeromodulin-like. Bases 128 to 1873 code for a protein of 581 amino acids. The record is from RefSeq and is a predicted model, not a curated record. Gene Ontology annotation, biological process: sensory perception of smell. The transcript has 15 exons. Lineage: Eukaryota; Metazoa; Chordata; Mammalia; Carnivora; Felidae.